Alnus glutinosa is the source of this 7089-nucleotide messenger RNA. RefSeq names its product protein SWEETIE. The transcript is spliced from 48 exons. The record is from RefSeq and is a predicted model, not a curated record. Gene Ontology annotation, biological process: carbohydrate metabolic process. Bases 143 to 6790 code for a protein of 2215 amino acids. Lineage: Eukaryota; Viridiplantae; Streptophyta; Magnoliopsida; Fagales; Betulaceae.
CCCGACGGAUCUAUCUGGGUUAUUUUUCACGCUGGACUGAGUUUCAUUUUUGCCAAAGCUGUCUCUCUUUAAUCUUCUUCUUCUUCUUCAGUCUGUUUCUCUGUAACGUGUGGUGUGUUGUUGUUGUUGUUGUUGUUGAUGAAUGGCGAAGAAGUACGUGAGAGAGAGCGUGCCGCUCUCGCGGUUCGGGGUGCUGGUGGCGCAGUUGGAGUCCAUAGUGGCCUCCGCGGUUCAGCAGCCUCCGGAUGCUCUCCUCUGUUUCGAUCUUCUCUCCGAUCUUAUCUCCGCCAUUGACGAAGAGCCCAAGGAGUCCAUAUUGUUGUGGCAAAGAAAAUGUGAGGACGCGCUGUAUUCUUUGCUGAUUCUUGGUGCUCGACGACCUGUGCGUCAUAUGGCGUCAGUAGCAAUGGCGAAGAUUAUAUCCAAGGGAGAUGCCAUUUCGAUAUACUCUAGAGUGAGCAGUCUCCAAGGGUUUCUUUCUGAUGGGAAGAAGAGCGAGCCUCAGAGAGUUGCUGGUGCUGCACAAUGCUUAGGAGAACUAUAUAAGCAUUUUGGGAGAAGAAUUACUUCGGGUUUACUUGAAACCACUAUUAUUGCAACAAAACUAAUCAAGUUUCAUGAGGAGUUUGUGAGACAAGAGGCUCUACAUAUGCUUCAAAAUGCUUUGGAAGGCUCUGGUGGUAGUGCUGCUUCUUCAGCAUAUACUGAAGCAUUCCGUCUCAUCAUGCGAUUUUCUGUUGGGGAUAAGUCAUUUGUUGUUAGAAUAGCUGCAGCAAGAUGUCUGAAGGCAUUUGCCAACAUUGGAGGGCCAGGUUUAGGAGUGGGUGAACUUGACAAUUCAGCCUCAUAUUGUGUCAAGGCGCUUGAGGAUCCUGUUUCAUCUGUUCGGGAUGCAUUCGCUGAAGCUUUGGGCUCCUUGCUUGCUCUUGGAAUGAAUCCUGAGGCGCAGGUUCAACCGAGGGGGAAAGGUCCAUUUCCUCCAGCAAAGAAAUUAGAAGGUGGUUUGCAAAGGCAUUUGGCUUUGCCCUUCGCAAAAGCAAGUGGAGCUCGCUCGAAGGAUAUACGAGUUGGCCUAACCUUGUCUUGGGUAUUCUUUUUACAGGCAAUCCGUCUAAAGUAUCUGCAUCCAGAUAGUGAACUUCAAAACUUUGCUUUGCCGGUUAUGGACAUGCUACGUGCUGAUAAUUUUGUUGAUGCCCAUGCAUUGGCAUGUGUUCUAUAUAUCCUUCGGGUUGGCAUAACCGAUCAGAUGACGGAACCUACUCAAAGGAGCUUUUUGGUUUUUCUGGGAAAGCAGCUUGAGUCCCCUGAUGCCAGUCCAUCCAUGAAAAUUUCUGCUUUACGUACCUUGUCAUAUACGCUGAAAACGCUGGGAGAGGUUCCAUUUGAAUUCAAGGAAGUUCUGGAUAACACGGUUAUGGCGGCAGUAUCUUAUCCAUCACAACUUGUACGCAUUGAGGCUGCUUUGACAUUACGUGCAUUGGCUGAGGUUGAUCCCACUUGUGUUGGUGGUUUGAUUUCUUAUGGGGUGACCACGCUAACUGCUCUAAGAGAGAAUGUUUCUUUUGAAAAGGGAAGUAAUUUGCAAUUCGAGCUUGAUUCCUUGCAUGGGCAAGCUACUGUGUUGGCUGCUUUGGUUUCUAUUUCGCAAAAGUUACCUCUUGGUUAUCCAGCUAGAUUGCCCAGAUCAGUGCUCGAAGUUUCAAAGAAGAUGCUGAUAGAAUCUAGUCGGAACCCUGUGGCCGCCACAGUUGAAAAAGAAGCUGGAUGGUUACUUUUAUCAUCACUGUUGGAUUCUAUGCCAAAGGAGGAGCUUGAAGAUCAGGUUUUUGAUAUUCUUUCCUUGUGGGCUACUCUCUUUAGUGGAAAUCCUGAACAUGAAAUGAAGCAAACUGGAGAUUUAACGUCUAGUAUACGUGUGUGGUCUGCUGCAGUUGAUGCACUCACCGCUUUCGUAAGGUGCUUUGUUGCUCCCAAUGCUGUGAACAGUGGAAUUUUACUUCAACCAGUGCUUGUAUACCUUAGUUGUGCUUUAUCCUAUAUUUCAGUGGCAAGAGCCAAAGAGAUCCCAAAUCUGAAGCCUGCAGUAGACAUAUUUGUUAUCAAGACGUUAAUUGCUUAUCAGUCCCUUCCUGAUCCAUUGACAUAUAAGAAUGACCACCCCCAGGUUAUUCAGUUGUGCACAACUCCAUAUAGAGUUGCUUCUGGAUGUGAGGAAAGCUCAUGCUUGAGGUUGCUGUUAGACAAGAGGGAUGCAUGGUUGGGUCCCUGGAUUCCUGGAAGGGAUUGGUUAGAAGAUGAACUUCGGGCUUUCCAAGGUGGAAAAGAUGGCCUAAUGCCUUGUGUAUGGGAGGAUGAGCCUUCUAGCUUUCCUCAGCCGGAGACGAUAAGCAAGACAUUAGUGAACCAGAUGCUUCUCUGCUUUGGAGUAAUCUUUGCUUCUCAGGAUAGUAGUGGGAUGCUCUCACUUCUCGGAAUGAUAGAGCAGUGUCUGAAAGCUGGAAAGAAACAAUCAUGGCAUGCAGCCAGUGUCACCAAUAUAUGUGUGGGGUUGCUAGCUGGAUUCAAGGCUUUGCUUUCUUUGCGUCCCCAACCACUAGGACAAGAAAUAUUAAGUUUGGCGCACGCUAUUUUUCAGGGUAUUCUGGCUGAGGGAGACAUUUGUCCAUCACAACGUAGAGCAUCGUCUGAAGGUCUGGGUCUUUUAGCUCGGCUUGGAAAUGAUAUCUUUACAGCAAGAAUGACCAGAUCACUGCUUAGUGACCUAACUGGAGCAACGGAUUCAAACUAUGCUGGAUCAAUUGCCAUUGCACUUGGCUGCCUCCACCGCAGUGCAGGAGGAAUGGCUUUGUCAACUUUGGUGCCUGCAACUGUGAGCUCAAUCACUUUGCUAGCUAAAAGUUUGGUAGCUAGUUUACAGAUUUGGUCUUUGCAUGGACUUCUUUUGACCAUUGAGGCUGCUGGUUUAUCCUUUGUGUCUCAUGUCCAGGCAACACUUGGCCUUGCCAUGGACAUUCUUUUGUCCGAGGAGAAUGGAUGGAUAGAACUUCAGCAAGGAGUUGGCCGCCUCAUAAAUGCUAUUGUUGCUGUUAUUGGUCCUGAACUUGCUCCAGGCAGCAUUUUCUUUUCACGCUGCAAGUCUGUUGUUGCAGAGAUAAGCUCCUGGCAAGAAACAGCAACAAUGCUCGAGAGUGUCCGCUUCACACAACAACUUGUUCUUUUUGCACCACAAGCUGUUUCUGUACACUCGCACGUGCAAACUCUUCUCCCGACACUAUCCUCAAGACAGCCCACUUUAAGGCAUCUUGCUGUCUCUACUCUUCGACAUCUCAUAGAAAAGGAUCCAGUUUCCAUGAUCAAUGAGCAAAUAGAAGAUAACUUGUUCCAUAUGCUGGAUGAAGAAACCGACUCUGAGAUCGGGAAUCUGGCACGUACAACAAUUAUGCGGUUGCUUUAUGCAUCGUGUCCUUCACGUCCAUCUCAUUGGUUAUCAAUAUGUCGUAACUUGGUUCUUGCUAUGUCAACAAGGAUAACUGAAAACAAUAAAAAUGCAGUAAAUGAUCCUUCAAGUGAUCAAGAUGGUGACACCAGGCUAAAUGUUGGAGAAGAUGAUGAAAACAUGGUUUCUAGUUCCAAAGGCAUGCCAGGACAAGGUUAUAGAUUUGAGGCUUCCAGCAUAAUGCAUAAUAGAGAGAAGCACCUCAGAUAUCGAACCAGAGUUUUUGCUGCUGAGUGUUUGAGUCACCUACCCAGAGCUGUAGGAAAGAAUCCAGCUCAUUUUGACCUCUCUUUGGCAAGGAAACAAGCUUUGAAUAGACAGCUUUCCAGUGGCUGGCUAGUACUCCAUGUACAAGAGUUAAUAUCGCUUGCGUAUCAGAUAAGCACAAUACAGUUUGAAAGCAUGCGGCCAAUUGGUGUGGGGCUUCUAUGUACAAUUAUGGAUAAGUUUGAAAUGAUACCUGAUCCUGAGCUUCCAGGACACCUUCUACUGGAACAGUAUCAGGCCCAACUAGUAUCUGCAGUUCGCACUGCCUUAGACACAUCUGCUGGCCCUUUUCUAUUGGAGGCCGGCUUGCAACUGGCUACCAAGAUACUGACGAGCGGAAUAAUUAGUGGUGAUCAAGUUGCAGUUAAACGCAUAUUUUCAUUGAUUUCACGCCCAUUGAAUGAUUUUGAAGAACUUUAUUAUCCUUCAUUUGCUGAAUGGGUCUCAUGCAAGAUCAAGAUAAGACUUUUCGCUGCUCAUGCUUCUCUCAAGUGUUAUACAUAUGCAUUCUUGAGGAGACACCAUAGUGGGAUUCCAGAUGAAUAUCUAGCAUUGUUACCUCUGUUUGCAAAGAGUUCAAGUAUACUGGGAAAGUACUGGAUCCGAAUUUUGAAGGAUUACAGUUAUAUUUGCCUUUGUUUGCAUCUCAAGAAGAAUUGGAAUCAGUUCCUUGAUGGAAUCCAAUCACCUCUGGUGUCUUCAAAGUUGCAGCCUUGUUUGGAAGAAUCCUGGCCAGUAAUUUUGCAAGCGCUUGCACUGGAUGCAGUUCCUUCAAGUCUUGAUGUGAAUGAACAUUCCAAAGCCCCUGUGGAAAAUCUAGCACGAAGCUUAGUAUCGGGAUAUAGCAUGGUUGAACUGGAGUCAAUAGAAUUUCGGUAUCUAUGGGGCUUUGCUCUACUUGUUCUUUUUCAGGGACAAUAUCUAACUCUUGGUGAAUCUAAAUUGUCAUUGACUUAUGCUAAAUCAAAACAUGGCGAAGAGUCACCAAUUGAAGAAAUGGAUCCCCCAGGCUUGAACUUAUAUGAGAUUGUGCUACCAGUUUUCCAGUGUCUCUCUGCUGAAAGAUUUUUUAGUGUGGGAUUUCUUACUAUGGAUAUUAGCAGAGAAUUGUUACAGGUUUUCUUAUAUUCCACAGACAUGGACAAUUCGUUUAACAGUCUUGCAAUAUCUGUUCUAUCACAGAUUGUGCAAAACUGUCCUGAAGGUUUUCUUGAAACAGAAAAUUUUGCUUAUUUGGCAAUGGAGCUUUGUUUAGCUUAUCUCUUUCAAAUGUUUCAAAGUACCGAUGCAACUUCACCAGAUCAGCCAAACUGGGAGGGAUUGAUAUCAACAUUAUUUUUUACUGCAAAGACACUACUGAAGCGUAUAGAAACUAAGUUGCAGAAGCAGCUGGAAUCAGUGGUGUUGGUGUUUCUUUUAAUUGGUUACAAGUGCAUUAGAGAAGCCUCUACUGAAUUAUGCUUCUCAACAGUUGAUGAUUUUGUCAAAUGCAGUAAUUUCUCAUUGGAGAAACUUAUCGGUGAAAAUCCUGAACUUGAUGAUAAUGGUAUUCUCCAUCUGAGAGCAGUUCUUGGAACUUGUCUGAAUAUGGUUGCUAAUUUGACUAAGGAUUGCAUUGAUGGCAUCCAUCUACUGGAGAAUAAGAGAUUAGCAUCACGCAAACUUCUUCAAAUGAAACUUGUUUUCUGUGUUGAACAAACUAUAACAUUUGCCAAGCUGGCUCAUGAAAUUCAAUGUCUUGGAAAGAGCAAAGGCAGUGAUCCUAUCUAUUUUACUCUGUUCAAGUAUUGCACUGAAUGUAUCCGAACAUUGCUUGCUGAUUCAAACAUACAGGUUCAAGCAAUUGGGUUACAAGUGCUAAAAAAUAUGGUACAGAAAGGCAUGAACAUUGAAGAGAAUACUUUUGUAAUAUUUUUGGUUGGCGAGCAUAUUAGAGAUAUUUUCUCAAUCACCCAAAAGAUGUUGAAGAAACCUCUAACCAAAGAAUCAGUAACUAUUGUCGGUGAGUGCUUGAGAAUCUUAGUGCUUUUGCAGACAGUGUCCAAAGGCAGCGACUCCCAGAGAGGUUUUAUGAAUCUGCUUUUUGAAGCCAUUGUCAUGGUUUUCUUGGCAACAGAAGAUGAAUUGUCUCAGGAAGGCAGGGACGUAAGAAGCAUCGCUGUAAAGCUUGUUUCUCAUCUGGCUCAAAUCCCUGCCUCAGCAGUUCAUUUCAAGGAUGUCUUGUUGUCAAUGCCUCCGAUGCACAGGCAGCAACUCCAGGGGGUUAUCCGUGCUUCUGUAACACAAGAUCAUAAUGCAACACAAAUGAAACCUUUGGCGCCAUUAUUAGAGAUAAAAUUACCAGUGCCAGGUGAUGGAAGUGGAGAGAAACAUUCCCCGCAAUCGGCCACCACGAUACUCUUAGAUAAGAAUAUUGGUGAAGAGGAUGGAGAGGAUGAAGAUGAUUGGGAUGCGUUCCAGUCUUUUCCUGCGUCUGCAAGUGCAGCUGUAAAUGAGUCACAAGUAGAGAGUGUUGCAAAAGAACCUGGCCUGGUUGAGAACCCUUCUUUGCUGGAAAUUAAUGCCCGGAGUGAUGACUUUCAAGAUCAACCUCUCAAUAAUGUGGAGGAGAUCAACAAUGCAGAUCAUCAAGAGGCUGGUGAAGAUGUCAUAUCUGAUACCCCUGGCAGUCAGGUGUCUCCGCAGAGUGAUGUACCAAGCAACAGAAGGGGGAUGCAUGAAGUCCUUGAUUUCCAAGCCAUCAAUAAUGUCAGCAAGCCUUAUGUUGAUCAACAUCAGGAAAAGGAAGAGGAAGUGGUCCAAAGCCAAGAGCGUGAAGAAGCAGCAGUUUCAAGCCAAAAGAAUGAACAGAUAUCAUCUGACCUUCAACCGGUUGAAGUUGCAGAAGGAUUAGACAAAGUGAAUGUUGUGGAGGAUCACGAGGUGAGAAGGGAGAACCCAGAUAACAAAAUUGAUCAGUUAUUGUCAGAAUCUUCUCUUCCUCUUGAAGAAGUUUCAGAUAAAACUCGUGGAGAAGGAAAUUGAUAGACACAGAACCGCACAAUGCUGAUGAAGAUGCUCAACAGAAAAUGAUUGUUGAAUAUAGUAGCAGUGACCACCAGCAAAAGAGGGUUGGCAAUUGGGGAAUACCGAAAAGUGAAGAAGAUAGUGCUAAGCCAUGAUCAUUCAGUGAGAUUGAUAGGAUAUGAAGCGUAUGGAAUGACUAAAUUGUUAAAUUGUGCGUAGGAUUUUUAUUUCUCCAACCACAGGGCAACUAAUUUUGUGAGUCAAGUCUAAAUUGAAGAUUACUUUAGUCUGAUAUCAAUGAAGUCUCCAUUUGAUUC